Messenger RNA from Symbiodinium natans, 984 nucleotides. The record is from the annotation of a GenBank genome assembly. Lineage: Eukaryota; Dinophyceae; Suessiales; Symbiodiniaceae.
AUGAAGCCAUGGCUGCUACCUGCCCUGGUUGCCUCUGCCUGGGCUAGCUCCGCCGACUCCCAGCUCGCUGAAGAUGUGCUCCACGACAAGAAUGUGGACGCUUGGACAACCUCCUCGCAAUUCAAGAUCGACUUGGUCAGUUUGUUCAACAGCUCGCGCAACGAAACGGUGCUGGAAGUUGGCGCGCAUCUCGGGCACUGUACCCGUGUCCUGUCGAGGCUGUUUGGGACGGUCCUCGCCCUGGAGAACUCUGCGCAAGUUCUGAAGAGCAACGCGGCCCGCAACGAGGACUUGCGGAACGUGGUGUAUCUCAAGUUCCACAGCGUCAUGGACGACUGGGGCUUGUUUUCCAACACGCCCAUCCAUGCAGUUUUCAUCGACGCCGCGCAUGACUACGGCAGCGUGCGCAGCGACCUCCAACGCACCCUUGCUCUGCCUCAUGUGCGGACCAUCGUGCUGGAUGACUAUGGAACCACUGCCGGGGUCCAUAGGGCGGUCGACGAGGCCGUAGCGGCUGGUUUGGUAAAGGUCCGGUCCUUCAUCGGCCGGGCUCCGCCAUGGUCGUAUGACGGGAGCCGCAUCAGCGACUGGGAGGGCAUUGUGUUGGAGCCUUUGCCCCAAGCACCGGCAGAGCAGCCCAGCCUGGAAAGCUCGAUGCUGGGAUCCUCCUGGGUGGUGUACCCGGCGGGGGUUUUCACCACGGGGUACUUCACGCCCCACGGCUUGAUCAGCCUGGACAAGCCCCAUGAGGCCAGCAGCUCAUACGGCCCCAUGGAGUGGCGACAGCUGACGGCCCAGGAGGCCGAGGGGCAGGAGGUGCUGGUGCUUCAGCUCACGGAGGCUCCACACUGGCGUUUCCAGGCGACCGUCACCGAAGCGAGGACUGGUAUGGCGCUCUUCCGUGACGAUGGCGUGGUCUUGGUCGCGGUUCCGCAGACCAUGAUGCGUGUCAUCGGCGACAAGCUCUUGAGCUUCCUUCAUUGA